GGAGCGGAGCGGAGCGGCGGUGCAGCGGGGCGGGGUGGCUGGGAAGGGAAGGGAUGGGCUGCGCACCCAGCAUUCACGUCUCGCAUAGCGGUGUGAUAUACUGCCGGGACUCGGAGGAGUCCAACUCCCCCCACCAGACCACCACGAUCUCGCAGGGCACCACCACCCUGCACGGCCUCUUCGUUAAGACAGACGCGGCCGACUCCAUCCCCUCCGUCCUCGCCUACCAGAGCCGGCAGCCACCGCCCUCCGCCGGCCCCCGCCGCAAGGAGCGCAGGGAGUCCGGCGGCGCCUCCGCCCGGUCCAGGACGCCCCACUGCUGCAGCGUCGAGGCGGAGACCCAGACCAGCAGCUCCAGCGCCAAGGCUUCAGCUGCAGAAGUACAGGUUGGGCCCAUGAGACUGACACAAUACCCAAUUCAGGUCUUGCUAAUCUUCGCAAAAGAAGACAACCAAAGCAAUGGUUUCUGGUGGGCUUGUGACAGAGCAGGAUACAGGUGCAAUGUUGCCUGGACUCUGGAAUCAGCACUUGAAUGUUUCCAGGAUAAGCACCAGGAAAUAAUUGUUAUAGAUCACAGGAACUCCAAGUAUUUUGAUGCAGAAGAUAUCUGCAGGUCUAUUCGUGCCACAGAGCUAUCAGAGCAUACUGUAAUACUUGCUGUGGUUCCACGCACAUCUGCUGACCAAGAAGAGACUUCUGUUCUCCCCCUUCUUGAUGCAGGCUUUGAUAGGCAAUUCAAGGAGAACAGCAGCGUAACUGCUUGUUACAAUGAACUGGUUCAAAUAGAACAUGGGGAAGUGCGAUCUCAGUUCAAAUUACGGGCUUGUAAUGCAGUGUUUACGGCAUUAGACCAUUGUCAGGAAGCUGUAGAAAUAACCAGUGAAAAUCAUGUCAUUCAGUAUGUUAAUCCAGCCUUUGAACGGAUGACGGGGUACUGUAAGGGAGAACUUAUUGGCAAGGAGCUUACUGAACUACCUAUAAGUGAUAAAAACUCUGCAGAUCUUUUGGACAACAUAAACACAUUUAUUAAAAAAGGAAAGGAAUGGCAAGGAGUUUACUAUGCAAGAAGGAAAUCAGGAGACAGUAUCCAGCAGCAUGUGAAGAUAACACCUGUGGUCGGUCAAGGAGGGAAAAUAAGACACUUUGUGUCCCUCAAAAGACUGCAUUGUACCAAUGAAAACAACAAACAGCUCUACAAGAGUCACCAUGAGGAUAAGUACACAGGAGACAAUUCCCAGUCAGAAUCUGGUUCUUACAAGUGCAAGAACAGAAGGAAAGACUCAGUUGAUGUUAAGUCAAUAACAUCUCAAAGUAGUGAUGCUCCAAGUUUACAGACCCGACGGUACUCCUCAAUGGCACGGAUUCAUUCUAUGACAAUAGAAGCUCCUAUCACAAAGGUUAUUAACAUAAUUAACGCUGCUCAGGAAAACAGCCCGAUCACAGUAGCAGAGGCCUUGGACAGAGUUCUGGAAAUCCUGCGGACAACAGAGCUUUAUUCCCCUCAGUUAGGUACCAAAGAUGAAGAUCCUCACACAAGUGAUCUUGUUGGAGGUCUGAUGAACGAUGGCUUGAGAAGACUGUCAGGAAAUGAGUAUGUGUUUUCUAAGAAUACGAAUGUGAGCCAUACUCACCCUCCAGUGCCAAACACCAUCAAUGAUGUUCCACCCUGUAUUGCACAGCUCCUAGAUAACGAGGAAAGUUGGGACUUCAAUAUUUUUGAGUUGGAGGCUGUUACAAAUAAAAGGCCAUUAGUGUAUUUGGGCUUAAAAGUUUUUGCCCGGUUUGGGGUCUCUGAGUUUUUAAACUGUUCGGAAGCAACACUGCGGGCAUGGCUGCAGAUCAUUGAAGCCAACUACCAUUCCUCCAACUCAUACCACAACUCCACACAUGCGGCAGAUGUCCUGCAUGCUACUGCCUUCUUUCUCGGGAAGGAGAGAGUUAAGGGAAGUCUGGACCAUCUAGAUGAGGUAGCUGCAUUAAUAGCUGCCACCAUUCAUGAUGUAGACCAUCCUGGACGGACCAACUCUUUCCUGUGCAAUGCAGGCAGUGAAUUAGCUGUCCUUUACAAUGACACAGCGGUAUUAGAGAGUCAUCACACAGCACUGGCAUUUCAGCUUACAACAAAAGACAGCAAAUACAACAUUUUCAAGAAUAUUGAUAGAAAUCGCUACCGGACAUUGCGACAGGCCAUUAUUGACAUGGUUUUGGCAACAGAGAUGACAAAGCACUUUGAGCACGUGAACAAAUUUGUGAACAGUAUCAACAAGCCUAUGGCAUCUGAGGAGACCAGCCCACAUAGCGAAGGCAGCAACACUGAAUGUACAGCCAACAUAAAGAAUUUUCCAGAUAACCAGACACUGAUCAAGCGCAUGAUGAUUAAAUGUGCAGAUGUAGCAAAUCCAUGUCGCCCCCUAGAGCUAUGUAUCGAAUGGGCAGGCAGGAUUUCAGAGGAGUACUUUGCACAGACUGAUGAAGAGAAGAGACAGGGCCUGCCUGUUGUAAUGCCAGUAUUUGACAGAAACACCUGCAGCAUCCCCAAGUCCCAGAUUUCCUUCAUUGAUUAUUUUAUAACAGAUAUGUUUGAUGCAUGGGAUGCACUGUAUUUCUUCUGAGCUGCAGGAACUAAGACCAUCAAUGGCGGCAUGUUAGCAUAAUUUAAUGAAGUCACCAUGCAUUUGGAAAGGGAUUUUCUUGAAAGAGAAACACACAAACACAAAAAAUCUUUCCCCUUUUAGUAUUACUUUAAGGAACUGGAAGAACAAAAGAGAGUAGGAGAAUGCCAAUUUCAGAUCAGGCUGGGCUGUUCUUCUACCUAUUCUAUAAACAUGGAAAAACUCUUUUUCCUAUUCUUUCAGCAUUUGUACAUCUGCCAGUUUUGAUGCAACACUUGGCUAAUAACUACAAACACUGGAAAACACUGGAUGAUUUGAAGUGCAAGAGUCUCAGGCUCCCAUCAGAAAACAACAACUGAUACUCAGUAAAGAAAACCAGACCUCUUGCUCUACCAGUUUCACUGUGAAUCAUUUACAGAAACUCUUGGCUACAAAGGGGAUUAAUGUUGCUUUUCCAGUGAAAUUCUGGACUGUGUGACAAGAAGGAAAUAUUUUAAUCAUUUUUAAGCUUCUAUGACUUCUACAGAAAAAUGUUUUUAGAGGCUAUAUAAACCACAGAUGACUAAGUGCUCUUCGGAAAUAAUAUUUUGUGGCAGAAAAUGUACUUCUGAAACUACUUUCUAAUACUGAAUAUGCACCUGUUGAAUCUUUUAGUUGAUACAACUGUAUUCACUAAUGCUUCACACAACUGUUUUUCAGAGAGAGGUAAUCAAUCUAGUCACCAGGAGAGUAAGAAUAGCCUAACAAAUAAGGAUAGAAACUUCCCACUUAUCUAGCAUAAAUUUGUUCCAAUUCUAUCAAUGUUCUUCAGCUCUAUGAACCAUACUUCUAAAGAGAACGUGCACAGCAAGACAAGUAAAUCUUAAUAAAUUGGAUACAUAAAAAACCCAAACAAACAUGACACCUUUUAAAACACUUUCUUAUUACAGAGACUCUCUCACAGCACCACCUGUUCUUUCUUUUCCAUAUAAAAUCUUCAUAGGAGUCAAUGUUAUCUAAAACUGAUCAUAUCAUACAGGAAAAUAAGCAUGUUCUGUCUAGGUAGUGCCAUCCACAUGGUUCUCUGCCAUCUUACAGAUGUUAUCACAAGUUUUCAUCAAAUUUUACACAAAAAAACCUAUUGUGGCACUUGAUCACCAUACUUUUUUUUAUAAAAAUGGUGUUUGUAAACAUGGUCAUCACUUUUAUUAAACUGAUCUAAAUUUUAUGGCAAGUUCAUUUAUUGUGUUACUUCUAAGAUGAACCUAUCACUUUUUAAAAAAAGUUUCCAGGCUAUAAUUUAUAAAAGCAUUAUAAUUUGUACUGCUUUAUCCUCCUAAUAAAAUGCUGAUUGGUUUUGUGAUGCAAGAAGUACUUUGAAAUAUGUAUAUCAGUUGGAAAUCAAAUACAGUUCUUCAUUAGUUCUAAGAUAUGAAAUUUAUGCUAAGGCUUUCAAAGCACAAAUGUGUAUUUUUGUACAUCUCAUUUUAAUCACAUGCAGAACAUGAGUUUAAAUUUUAGACUAUUCUCAGACUGUUCAGUAAAUAAAUACUAGCAGAACUGCUGAUUUUUAACACUGUGCACUCCAGGCUGCAAGCAAGACUGUCAAAGCUAUGGCUGCAGCUAAAGAAGCAGUCCAUCUAUCCUGUGCUCAAAAAUCAAACUGGGUAAAGGAAAAGGGGAAAAAAAAGCACACAGCAUAGAUUGCUAUGGAAGAAUAGUGACAAUGCUGUUUACUGCAGGUAGCUUACAUAUGUGCCAACCCUUUUUGUAUGUUUUGUACCAAGUUCUGAAACAAAAGGCAACAUUCAUAAAAUGUAUGCGCAGAAGAAUGUAUAGAAGCUAUAUUUUUGUUAGAAUUGUAACAGAUCCUUACUUUUGUCAUAGCCAAAGCAGGUUGCUGUGUAUUAAAAUACUGCAUCGUGUAUAUUUGAAGAUUGGUGUUUCUGGUGAAGCAUGGUUAUUCAUUCUUUCCUAUAAUCUGUGGCAACAUUCUUCAGUGGAUUUUUAUUCAGAGAAGCUUAACCUCUUUUUAAAUACUGUAUACUGUUUGCUUCUACCAUUUCUUGAUUAGAACUAGUGCUCUCUGUGUUUGUACCUUAACUAUUCUGAACGGAACAUUCACUGCAGCUUGCAUUAGAAAACAGAAUUUCCCAAGAUUUAAGCUUUGUUAACUUAAUUUGUUAAAUAUAGCAACAUUGUAAGACCACAUCCAUGUUGUAAAAAAAUUAAUUCAUAAUUUUUGUCACACUUCUGUCACACAGAACAAAAUGUCAACAGUGGAGGCAUCAAAAAAAUAAAGUUCUACUUCUGAACCAGAA
Motacilla alba alba is the source of this 4912-nucleotide messenger RNA. RefSeq names its product phosphodiesterase 8B (gene PDE8B). Bases 54 to 2612 code for a protein of 852 amino acids. The record is from RefSeq and is a predicted model, not a curated record. Lineage: Eukaryota; Metazoa; Chordata; Aves; Passeriformes; Motacillidae. Gene Ontology annotation, biological process: regulation of DNA-templated transcription; signal transduction. Gene Ontology annotation, molecular function: 3',5'-cyclic-AMP phosphodiesterase activity. The transcript is spliced from 22 exons.